UAGUAAGGUACAUAGAGUUAUCAGUCCAUAGCCCAAUGCCUCCAAACAAUGGAGUGAUGUCAACUGGGCUAUGGGAGACUGUAAUCUAUUAUGGAGAGAGACUAAUCCAUGGAAUAGGCUUUGUCUUACAUCUAUUCAAGAAAUGUGGAGUCCUGCUUUAUAAAGGAAUAUGUUUCUGUUGUCGGUGGCUAUGGAACUUAAUUAAUGACCUAUGGAAUCAAAGAAGUAGGUUAGCAGAAGAAAGACAAAGGAUAAACACUCUUCGUUUUGAAAUUGACCGAAUGACAAGAAGGAAGAGAGACCUGGAAAGACAAAAGGCAAAGUCUGAGACAAAUAUAAAGAAAUGGCUACAACCUGAGGCAUAUGCUUUUGCUGAACUUAAAAGGAGAAGGAAUCAUGUCAUUGGAGCUGAUGAUCAACUCAUAAGUCAAGAGGAUCUUGACAGGAAUAAGGGAGUAGCCAACAAAUACUUUCAAACUACUAUCAGAGUACUCACUAGUAUGGCUGAAGACCAUCUCCAUAGCCUCCUAGCUGUAAGUGAUCAAGGAUCAGGAAAUAAUUCAAAACAACUCUACAGUCCUUAUGGAUUACUCCUAAGUGCUCAUGACUCUCAAAUUUCAGAAGGAAAAAUUGACAAACAAAUGGUACUGAGAAAGAUAGAUAAAAGAUAUUCAUUAUAUCUACAAAGCCAUAAAUCUAAAAUUGAAGCAAGAUGUAUCGAUCCCAGUCUCAGUUUAGUUCGUUCAAUGCUAACCUUACUACCCCCGCUACUCAUUACACAACCACUACUCCAAGAUGAUGCUAUACAAGAUACUAACAGAUUGACUUGGAAUGAAGAACAAAGAGGGCGACCAUUAAUAUACUAUCGUCCAGUAUUGGUGUAUGGUAACCAGUUGAGUCAGUUGAGUGUUGCUACUAGGGGACUAGUUGGCAACAGUACUACAAUAGUUAAAGAAAGGGAAACAAGUCAUCAGUAUCUGGUACCAGCAAAUUAAAGCAUAGUUAAACAAUUAUAAUAAUUAUUAUUAUGGUUUUAGUGUUAUAAAUUUAGUAACUAAAAUAGAAUU
Molecule: messenger RNA, 1067 nt
Organism: Amphimedon queenslandica
Lineage: Eukaryota; Metazoa; Porifera; Demospongiae; Haplosclerida; Niphatidae
Exons: 7
Coding region: 36-995 (319 amino acids)
Source: RefSeq, a predicted model, not a curated record